UUGACAAAGAUGCAUGGCGGACGGAACCUAAAGAACUCGUGACGACAAUUAUUAUUAUUAUUAUUAGAUUUUUUUGCAUUAGAAUGUCAGAAGUGCUGUUCAAAGUCUUGAUAGUUGGAGAUGCUACUGUUGGCAAAACCUCUUUCGUGCAAAGAUACGUGCAUGGGAACUCAAGAAGGGAGUACAAACCAACUAUUGGAGUUGAUUUUGCCCUUAAAGUAAUAAGAAAAGAAAACACUACAGUGAGAUUACAGCUAUGGGAUAUUGCAGGCCAAGAGAGAUUUACUUCAAUGACUCGCGUAUAUUACAAAGGUGCGGCAGCAUGUGUCAUUAUGUUUGACUUGACCAGUCAGCAAACCUUCAAUAGCACCAUUAGAUGGAAACAAGACCUGGACAGCAAGUGUACUUUACCAGGAGGAAAGAAUAUUCCAUGUAUUCUUGUUGGAAAUAAG
Molecule: messenger RNA, 452 nt
Organism: Actinia tenebrosa (Australian red waratah sea anemone)
Lineage: Eukaryota; Metazoa; Cnidaria; Anthozoa; Actiniaria; Actiniidae
Product: ras-related protein Rab-29
Biological process (GO): endosome to lysosome transport; phagosome-lysosome fusion
Cellular component (GO): Golgi apparatus; late endosome; lysosome
Molecular function (GO): GTPase activity; GTP binding
Source: RefSeq, a predicted model, not a curated record